GAUAGUUGCAUUAAUUUACAUUUUUUUUGUUAUUUUGUAUUGUUUCAUUGGUUCUGAGAUGGUGAAGAAGAGUAUGCAUGUGCUGAUGAUGACUUGCUUUACUUGUAUAGUUGUAUGCAUGCAUGUAUUGACUUGCUUGGUGGUGGAUGAGUGAGUGUGUGAGAGAGUGGGUUAACUGUGUUCUGUUUCCACGUAAAAGUUUAAUACUUUUGUGAAUUUUGUAAAUUCUUCACAGAAUUUGGUUUUGAGAGGUUUAUAUUUCAGGCACUUAAUGCCAGAAUAAUUUGGAAUUUGAUCGAGAAAUGAAGAAAAGCUGUGCUAGUUUACUUACAAUGGGGAAUAUAGUUUUAUCAAUCUUAGUUUUGUCAAGAGUUCUUUUUUUCUUCAGUGAACACUGGAAUUCGUGGUGUUCCUUUGUUUUCAUUUGAUUUGAUUUGUUCUGCUCUUAUAUCUCUACUUAACUUGUUAUCACUUCAUAGUUCAUAAUUUUGCAGUUGUUUUUGAUAUGUGAUUCAACUGUUCAAUAUAUCAUACUAUUAGAGGUUCAUUUGGGGUGCCAUGUUGUAAUGAGUAAUUUGUUUUUUUUAUCUUCGUAAUGAGUAAUUUGUGUCUGACAUCAAACUGUUAAUCCUGUCCUAUCAGUCAAAUAUUUGCAUAUAUUCUCAAUUUUUUUAUGUUUAUUUUAUUGUGUCUUAGGGGCACUUGAUUAAGGCCAAAAUGGAUAGAGAAGGAAAAAUAAAUGAUCCUCUACAUUAUACAAUUUGUCAACAUACCUGUUUAUAGAGUCAUUGGUUGUCAUCAAUCUGUGAAUCCUGUCCCAUCGGUCAAAUAUUUAUUCUCAAUUUUUUAAUGUUUAUUCUGUGUCUUGGGAACACUUGAUUAAGGCUAUACAAUCCUCUACAUCAUACAAUUCGUCGGCAUACCUGAUUCUAGAAUUGUUUGUCCACUCCUUUUUUCUAUUGUUUUUAUUUUUAAUUAACUAUGAAUUGUUGUGUACACGUGAAUGUUCAAAAGCUCAGUUGCUAAUCAUCACAUGAAUAAUUGUUUUGAGAUUUGUCCAACCUGCUGAAUUAGUUAAUGAAUAUUACACUUUCAGAGUCAAGAAUGUCUAAAGAAGUUAUUGCUACUCAAUCACCUGCUCCUUUUGAGUAUGAGAUCUUGGAUAGCGAUGCUGAAGUCCUUAGAACUGUUAGAGCCUCAUCGAAUCACACGAAUCCAUGGAUUGAACCUGAAAGGUUGAAACUUAGACACAGAAUUGGCCGAGGCCCCUUUGGUGAUGUCUGGUUAGCAACUCAUCAUCAGUCAACUGAAGAUUAUGACGAGUACCAUGAAGUUGCUGCUAAGAUGUUGCAUCCAAUCAAAGAGGAUCAUGUGAAGAUUGUAUUAGAGAAGUUCAAUGAAUUGUAUUUUAAGUGCCAAGGAGUUGCUAGCAUUUCCUGGCUACAUGGAAUUUCAGUCUUAAAUGGAAGGAUAUGCAUCAUUAUGAAUUUGUAUGAGGGUUCAAUGGGUGACAAGAUGGCAGGACUCAAAGAAGGAAGGAUUUCAUUGCAUGAUGUCCUAAGGUAUGGAAUCAAUCUGGCUCAAGGUGUUCAGGAACUUCACUCUAAAGGGAUCUUCAUUCUGAACCUUAAACCUUUUAAUGUUCUUCUCAAUGGUAAUGAUCAAGCAAUUUUGGGAGAUGUUGGUAUUCCUAGCCUUUUGCUUGGCUCAUCAUUCAUAAGCUCAGACAUGGCUAAGAGGUUUGGAACUCCCAAUUACAUGGCUCCAGAGCAAUGGGAACCAGAGGUCAGAGGUCCUAUAUCUUUUGAAACAGAUUCUUGGGGAUUCGGUUGCACCAUUGUCGAAAUGUUGACCGGUAAUCAACCUUGGUAUGGAUGUCCUGUUGGCAGAAUAUACCAGUCUGUUGUUGAAAAGCAUGAAAAACCCAAUAUUCCAAGUGGCCUUCCUUCUUCAGUUGAGAAUGUCCUCAGUGGAUGCUUUGAGUAUGAUUUGAGGAAUCGCCCUUUAAUGGUAGAUAUUCUGAGUGUCUUUCAAAGUGCUCUGAAUGAACUGACCAAUAAUCAUGGAGAAUGGAGAUAUCAAGGAAAUGGGAAAGUUAUUCCAAAAUCAGGUAGCACUGGCUACACAGAGUGGUUCCUCUCAAAGGAUCAUCUUCAGGUGGGCGACGUGGUCCGAUCUAGAAAGCCUUCCAAUGCAUGCAGACCUCAAAACAUGGACAUCCCAGAAGGAACUGUCGUUGGUUUAGAGCGAAAUGCAGAUCACGGAUUCGCCCUCGUGAGGGUCCAUGGAAUUCAUGACCCUGUUAAAAUUCAUAUGUCAACUCUUGAACGUGUCACAUUUGGCUUAGUAGCUGGUGAUUGGGUCCGCCUGAGGGAUGAAAAUGAGAAACACUCACUGGUGGGCAUUCUACAUGCCGUCAAUCGCGAUGGUAGAGUGGCUGUUGGAUUUCUCGGGCUGCAAACUCUCUGGAAUGGAAACUCUUCGGAACUCGAAAUCGCGGAAUCAUACUGCAUCGGCCAGUUUGUCAGGCUCAAAGACAGCCUUUCAAGUCCUCGAUUCGAAUGGCGUCGCAAAAGGGGAGGAGCCUCGGCCGCUGGCAGGAUUUCAUGGAUUCUACCAAAUGGAUGCUUGGUUGUCAAGUUCCCAGGAAUGCUCCCUUUCGGAAAUGAACCAAGCACCUACUUGGCUGAUCCCUCCGAGGUGGAAGUGGUUGAGUUCAAGACAUGUCCUGGAAUGAUAGAGAAGUACCAACAUGUAGAGGAUCAUCACUGGGCAAUUAGGCCUGUUCUAAUUGCAAUUGGUCUAUUCACUGCUCUCAAACUAGGCAUAUCAGUUGGAAAGAAAGUGAGGAGGAACAACAAGGUAACUGCAAUAGAAACUGAAACUCAAUAUCUUGAUGGUCAAAAUCAAAAUGCUGCCACCUCUGCUACAACUACAACUACUACAAAGAAACCUUCCACUUCCAGUGCUACAAUACCAGUUAGCUCAAUGUGGGUUCCUGCAGUUGCUAAUAUGAUUUUUAAGGAAAGUGUUACCUCGUCCAAUGGUCGGUAGUUUAUUUAUUUUGGUGUUUCUAUCUCAAAACAGUUACAUAAUAAUUAAACAUGGACUUUAAAUUAAAUGGUAGGCACUAAUUAUACAUGAAUAUGACAUCAGGAUUCAGGACUGACUCUGAAUGUUGACAUUGUACAUAUAUCCUUCACAAGAUUAGCUCUAGUACAGUCUCCAAUGCUUUGCACAAUGAACACAAAUUUCGUUA
Glycine soja is the source of this 3259-nucleotide messenger RNA. RefSeq lists its product as uncharacterized. The record is from RefSeq and is a predicted model, not a curated record. Bases 1078 to 3054 code for a protein of 658 amino acids. NCBI's taxonomy places the organism in Eukaryota, Viridiplantae, Streptophyta, Magnoliopsida, Fabales, Fabaceae. Gene Ontology annotation, biological process: protein phosphorylation. The transcript is spliced from 4 exons. Gene Ontology annotation, molecular function: ATP binding; protein kinase activity.